This is a messenger RNA of Aspergillus alliaceus, 2288 nucleotides long. RefSeq lists its product as uncharacterized. The record is from RefSeq and is a predicted model, not a curated record. The transcript has a single exon. Lineage: Eukaryota; Fungi; Ascomycota; Eurotiomycetes; Eurotiales; Aspergillaceae. The coding region runs from base 78 to 2042 and encodes 654 amino acids.
UAGACCUUCAACCACGUUUAUAAUACAUCCUAUGGCUCUCUAUAAUUUUCUACAUAAUCCCCACAAUUUGACUUGCGAUGAGACCAGGUGAUAAGAGUCUACCAAACGCCAAAACCAGCGACGACCAGUUUCGAACACCCAAUAAACCAGCAGGCCCUACCACGACAUCUGAUAGCCUGAGGGGAACAUCGGCGGCAGAGAAGAGGAUAGAGACGCCUGCAUCUUCGGAUUCUACAUUUAGGUCAUGGAAGAGGACGUCCUUUGCCAGUGCACGGGAUCAACCGACUCUCACGCAGAUCGACUUCGUGACACUGUCGCAGCCUCAAUCAGAUGACGAUGACGAUCUCGAUUAUAUCGGUGAUGCACCGAAAAAGGGCACCAGGAAGUCCCGUGAGGUUAUCGAAAUAGCUGAUGACUCGGGGAAUGAUGCUGAUUAUCGACCGUCCGAACGUGAGCAGGCUCCGCGAACCCGCGGUGUCAAAUUCGACCAUGACACAAGUAAUCCUGCGUCUAAGAAUAAGAUGACUAGGCAAAAUGAUGGUCCGUCGAAACGGGGUCGGAAGAAAAGUGGCGAUGGUGCCAAAGGUGUCAAGAAGGGCAAGGAAAAGCAACAGAAAGAUAAGACGCUGACGCAGAUGGAUUAUGUACGACGGUAUCUGAAGAUCGAGCCUUAUGAGGAUGUGAAAUUGGAGUAUACGUAUACUACUCCACAGAAGCAUGAGCGAAAAUCUCAUUCUGUGCAACCUCCGAACACUGGAGACGCGCCGCGCACUGCCUAUGAUACACAUGCCAGUUCUAGCGAGUCAAAAAGACGGAAACUGAACGAGUCGCGAUCAAACGAAAAGCCGGAAGUAACGGAAGACCACAAGGAGCAUCAAUCAAUUGGAGGUCCAGUUACGCCGCGAAAGUUUAGAAAAUCUGAAAUACCAUCCUCCCAGUCACCGGAGAGUCCGGGACUUGCAAUUAUCUCGUCGUCGCAGUUCCGUGGUGCGACUCGUUCUCCCUUGAAACGGGCUUCCCUGACCCCAAUUUUUAAACGCACCAAGGAAGAAUCGCCUAGCUGCGAUAUAAUAAAGAGACCCCCGCAAAGUCCGGUGCGGACAUUAAUUCCCCACGAUACUCCACCACCUAUGAUGCCCCAUUCUCCGCUAUCAAGCAAGCAUAUCUCUAAGGAAAUUUUAGAGAUCAAUGCAUAUUCUACACAAUCCCCAUCUACGAAAGGGUCAAUAACUCCCAAAGACACGGAUAAGGCAGGAGGUGAGGAGUUGCAUGAACGCCCCACGACUACACAGAGGACCGUUAUUUAUGAAACAGAUGCCGACACGGACAGUGGAGACUUACAGGACGAUGAAUUCAAUAUACCCGGUUCACCUUCCGAGAAGGUGCCUGCGGAUCAGUACCAUACUCAUGAGGAGAAAGAUGAUGAUGACGACGAUGUGCUGCUAAAUGAAGAUUCUCAAGACCUUCCUCCAAUCCCUCAGUCCGGACUAGAUAUUGAAUCCGGUCCACUACAAUCAGAAACCAAUCUGCCAUCCGAUGCAUCAAUUUAUUACCGAAGACCACAGCAGGCUACGCAGUUCCCACUGGAACCAGUACCUACAAUCAAUACCCAAAAAUGGGCGGAGCUAUUUCCGGACGAUCAGCUGGAGUCAACAGCUGUCUCACGAUUACAAUCAUCCGCAGCAGGCCGCAUACCACACCGUCCUUCCCUACAUACCCAAACGCAGACUCAGACUCAAACCCAAAGCCAAGAACCGGAUAAAGCUUCGACAGAAAUCGUCCCUGAAUCUUCACCUAUUGUAUGUUGUGAAAGUGGCGAUCUUCCCCGGGCUCCUGCUACUCGAGAAUCUGUGGUACAAGUUGAGUCGUCGCAGCCCGCAGACAGAUUCCACAGGAAGGCCGACACAGAUAGAAACCCUCAGCCACGAGGCAUCCUAUCAACUAGCCAGCUUCUGACGUCGAGUGUCAUGGAGAGUAUAACAUUACCCAUGUUUUUGUUGGGCAGUCAAGACAGUAUUGGAGAGCCUUACUCCGAUACCUAACAAUUACCUAAUAGGGAGAACCCGGUCGACGAUAGUUAUAGUAACGCACAUAUACGACAAGAAACAAAUAACAACCAAUUAAUGAAAGAAUAAAGUCCUUAUUCUGCACGUACACAGGUCCACAUGCAUCAACACGUAAUAAGACCGUAGAUCAAUCAAGCGGACAGCGGGGCGUCAGUCGGCCCGUCUCUCACCCCGGGAACGGAAGCGGCUGCGGGCCACCCAAAAGUUGGCGCUCCCCUCCGC